UUUAAUGCAUUUUGCAGUUCCUAGAUGUGUUGAUGUUUUUUUUUUUUGAGAGAUUUAACUUUGAUGGGGUGUUGGAAGAUUUUUUAGGGGAAAUUGGGUUUUGAGUGGUUCAUUGAAAAGGUUGAAUCUUUAUGCUGAGAUUUGCAUUUCAUUUCAAGUAUGAGGAUGUUUUUGAGAGCUUUAACUUAAAUUUGUCUUAAAGAUUGAAUUUUGAGGGGAAAUAAAUUGUGGGUUUUGAGUGUUUGUAUGAAAAGGUUGAAUCUUUAUUGAGAUUUUUGCAAUUUGAGAGUCAAGAUUGAAUGAAUACAUGUCAUGUCAUAGUAUCUAAGUUAAAGGGUUUGUUGUUUUUUCUUGGAUUUGUGAAGGAUGAUUAUCUAAUGCAAGUUUUGUGCUUCUGGGGUUGAAAGGUUAUACACUAUACAGAGUGAUAUUGAGGUUUAGAUAGUUUAUUUGUUCCAAAAUGGGGAAAUGGGGGUGGGGAUUACAAGGUGGGGAGUCGGACUCUCGCUAACAAGGUGGAAAUUCAGGGUUCUAGCAAUGUGUGGUUUUGUAAGAUCUUGAGAUGCUCUUCAGAUUUGUAAUUUUGAAAUUUGGGUCGCUGCAGGAGGCAGUAUACGUAUGGAAUUUUGAGGAAUUUUAGGCCUAAAGUUGAAUUAGGUGACAGAAGCAGAGGGGAGUUUUCGUUCAAUGUCAGGAGCUUCAAGGGUAAGGUCAAUGAAUGUAGCUGAUUCAGAAGCAAGGCCAGUUCUUGGACUCUCUGGGAAUAAGGCACAAAGAUCACCUGGUUCAAGAAAAUCAGUUUCAAAACCUACGAGAAAGAUAGUGAAGUCAAAAGAGGAGGUUGAGAUGGAAGAUAAAAAUGGUCACCAACCAUCCCCUUCAUUGCUUUCUUUUGAUGUUCCUUCAAUACUUAGGCGACAGGAGUCAUUGUAUUCCAACUUUUCACUUAGUGCUUCCUGUUCUUCUGAUGCCUCGACGGAUUCAUUUCACAGUAGUGCUUCAACUGGUAGGAUAUAUAGAAUGAAUAGUACCUCAAGUAGAAGGAAGCAGUUGGCGUCGAAGUCCAAAAGGAUAGUUUCAGAUGAUAUAUCAAACUCUUCAAUUGACGGUUCGCAAUCCAAGAAAAGAUGUGCCUGGGUGACACCUAAUACAGAUCCAUCUUAUGCUAAUUUCCAUGAUGAAGAAUGGGGAGUUCCAGUCCAUGAUGACAAGAAGCUAUUUGAGCUCCUUGUCCUUUGCGGAGCAUUGGCUGAACUCACAUGGCCUUCCAUUCUCUGCAAGAGGCACAUAUUCAGAGAAGUAUUCACGGAUUUUGAUCCCAUAGUAGUGGCCAAGUUGAAUGAAAAGAAGACUUUGGCUCCUGGAAGUACAGCAUGCUCACUAUUAUCAGAACUUAAACUACGAGGCAUCAUUGAAAAUGCUCGUCAAAUGUUGAAGGUUAUAGAUGAAUUUGGAUCAUUUGACAAGUAUAUCUGGAGUUUUGUGAACCACAAGCCUAUAGUAAGCGGAUUUCGAUAUCCUCGUCAAGUUCCAGUGAAGACAGCAAAAGCGGAUCUGAUUAGCAAAGACCUAAUCAGGAGAGGUUUUCGGGGCGUUGGACCUACUGUGGUGUACUCUUUCAUGCAGGUUGCUGGUAUUACAAAUGACCAUCUUAUUAGUUGCUUUAGAUUUCAUGACUGUGUUGAAUCUGCUGAAGGUAAAGAGAAGGAUUCGAACAACGAUGAAAUUGAAGCAACACAAGCCAACAAAGCAAAUGAAACGGAGAUAUGUAGAUCGAUUGAUGACUUGAGUUUCUCCUCGGAGUGAUUUUCAUCUGUCUUAUUAAGGAGAAGUGAUUUUCAUCUUUGUCUUAUUCAGGUGAUAUAAAGACUUGUAACAACUGGUUAAAUUCACAUAGUUUAGCUGCAAAACUGGUUGUGUACAGAGAAAUGAGUCGAUCAAGAUUAACUAGGGGUAACUUCUGUUCAUGUCUAUAAAUGAAUGACGUUUUUUGC
Solanum dulcamara is the source of this 1994-nucleotide messenger RNA. RefSeq lists its product as uncharacterized. The transcript has 6 exons. Gene Ontology annotation, biological process: base-excision repair. Bases 688 to 1806 code for a protein of 372 amino acids. The record is from RefSeq and is a predicted model, not a curated record. NCBI's taxonomy places the organism in Eukaryota, Viridiplantae, Streptophyta, Magnoliopsida, Solanales, Solanaceae. Gene Ontology annotation, molecular function: DNA-3-methyladenine glycosylase activity.